GUCUUAGAGAGAUCAAAAUUCAAUCCCGUUCUGAGAAAAAAAAAAUAGAAAUGACGUUAUUUGAAUAUGUGCCCAAAAUCCUUAAUGAAUAACUUAGGACGAGUAGGAGGCAAAUGCUGCCCCAGCUGUUUCCUGUUGAAAAUGUCUGUGUAAUGUAGAUAAAUGUGAGGGAUUUUCUCUCUAAAUCCGUCUCCUGUUCGCUAAAUCUCACUUCUCCAAAACGAGCCUGCGCAAUGGAACAAAGUCGGAAUAUUGAGAUGUGACAUUGCCCGCAUCUCAUCCUCUUUCUCCCCGUUUUUUAAUGACUUCAAACAAGUUCAUUUUCGCCGGGCUUUGUCUUGCGGAGACCCGUGGGGAUGUCUAGCGCUCUUUCCUUUCAGUGGCAUUUAUGUGAUGUCUUCAAGAGUGCGAUGUGCUGUAUCUCCUGUAGCCACACCCUCUCACUACUGCUGUGCGUCCUCACCCUGACUCCGACAGCAACAGGGGCGGGCCCAGAGACCCUGUGCGGGGCGGAGCUGGUCGACACGCUGCAGUUUGUGUGUGGAGAGAGAGGCUUUUAUUUCAGUAAACCGGGCUAUGGCACUAAUGCACGACGGUCACGUGGCAUCGUGGACGAGUGCUGCUUCCAAAGCUGUGAGCUGCGGCGCCUGGAGAUGUACUGUGCACCUGCCAAGACUAGCAAGCCUGCUCGCUCUGUGCGUGCACAGCGCCACACAGACAUGCCGAGAGCACCCAAGGUUAGUACCGCAGGGCACAAAGUGGACAAAGGCACAGAGCGUAGGACAGCACAGCAACCAGACAAGACAAAAAACAAGAAGAGACCUUUACCUGGACAUAGUCAUUCAUCCUUCAAGGAAGUGCAUCAGAAAAACUCAAGUCGAGGCAACACGGGCGGCAGAAAUUACAGAAUGUAGGGAUGGAGCGAAUGGACAAAUGCCCAGCGAUUUGGGAAGAGAGAAGGGAGUGGCCUUACCUGGUACCCCUGUGGAAUGGUUCACUGUAAAACAAAACAAAGAGGAUGCUAACAAAGAUCCGAAAAGCUCUUCAAAAUGAUUGAAUCCUGAGAGCUAAGUGGUGUUUAAGGGUUUGAUGAGGGAUAUUGUGAUUAUUUUAUACACUGCACCAUUCCAUAUCGGGAGGAAUUCUUUGUUAAUAAAAUGUAACAGACUAGUUUAGCUGCUGAGACACGAACAAGAGCUUAUUAUACCUCCAUGUGUGAGCUGCAGCAUCUCCUGGCUCCAGGAAAGGUGGAAACGGAUCUGGGCUUCAUCCAAUCAGAGAUCGGCAGGCUGUGUUUGCUCCCUGAACUUUGCGGAGGUAAAUCCUUUUACUCUGUGAGAGUGGAUUCAUUUACUCCUUUGGUAAGAUACUUUGUCACCGGUCACAUAUAACAGUUAUUACCCGAGUUAAAAUCUGAUUAUCUUACCUUCAGAAUUUUGUUUAUGCACCAUGCAGGUUAUUUUUAAUGAGUAAAAAACAAGGUUUGCUUUAUAGGACAAAGACCAGGGGGAUAAUUUUCUGACUUUAAACAUUGUUGUUAUUUUACCUUGAACCCAAUUCAAAUCCCUACUUCUCCUUGACUCCUGUAGGCAGCGUUCAUCUGCCUAACCGGAGUCUCUUGAAAGUUUGAGUCCAAUCCAAAUCCCUCCUAAGCCUCAGGAAGUGUUGAGAACCUGAGGACUGAGUCUACAAUCCAAACACUUCUUUAACAACAGAUCAAGCACCAUUAGAGGGGAUUUGAAAGAAGGUGGGAAGUACAAAAACAAGAUUGUGCCUGUUCUUUUUAAAUAAGAAAAACAAGCAGGAAAACUAAUUAACCAGAAGCUAAAUUGAAUUAAGAUUUUUGGCAAGUCAGUGCAUGGUGCUUGUUUGAUUGCCAGAAAUGGGUCAUUCAGUGGAUUCAAAGUGCAUUUGGCAUAAGUCAGUGGAAUAAGUCAAAUAGCGACAAUCAGGCAAAAUGUUUGCUGUGGCCAAAUCUGAUUUUUGUCAACAAUCCAGUCACCGGUGAUCAACAUUUGAGUCUGAGUGGAGGCCUGUGUUCAAGGUUAAGCAUGAGCCAUGAAAGUUUAGUCACGGCAAGUCAACAAGUGCUCUAAGAAGAGUAAAAUAUUUUUCCAGGUUUCUCAAAGAACGAACAAUAUGUUCCCAAAACUGUCAACACCUAAGUUUGCAGCAAAAGAAAGGAGAGGCUCUUACAGUUGCCACGCAGAUGGGAAGUUUUAACGAUUGAUCGGCCUGUUAUGUUUUUGUUAGUUUAGGGAGGCCGAGAACUUUGCUACUUCAGUUGUCGCUCGGACUGCAUUACCUGCCAUCAUGGCAUCAAGGAAAAACAAAAAACCCACAGCAUCUCUUACAAACUCACAUACAGAGAAUAAACAAUUUGGUAAAUAUUGCAAACCAAAUUGACAAGUCUUCCGAGAGAUGUGAGAUACGGCACACAAAACCACAUGCAAAGCACCCACAGUGUAAAUGAGAGUUGUAUAACUGUGAGCAAGGGUCAAGCACACACAGACAUACAAACACACACACGUUUCAUAAAAGCCAGUUCUGAGAAGUCCUUGCAUGAGGACUGACAGUCACGGCUGUUUGUUCAAGCCUCCAUGCGGAUUUUCAGUCAUUUUAAUCGCACAAACCGCCCAAAACAUCUCAUCUCUGCCUCCUCUGCCUGUGUAUAAUCAAACAGUACUCCCAUUUAUGUUAACCUAUGCAUUACUAUCAUUCAUUGUACAUGAUGGUUUCAUAUAACAAAACUGUAUUAAGAAUCCUAUCCACUGUAUAAUGGUGCUAUUUUGUAGUUUGUUACUUGCAAGAGAUGGCUAAGACAGACAGAUGGCAGGGCUUACAUCGGAGGUCUUCCCUUUUGCACAGCCUUGUGGCCACCAUUUUAAUAGUGUUUUUAUUUGUAAGUUUCAAUAAGGUAGUAGUGUAAGCGAGUAAAUGUAUCUGUGUGAAAUCUGUGAAUGCAUGGAGAUAAAAAAGAAAAAAAAAGAAGAAGAAAAUACAAUGUUGUGGUCCCAAGAAGGCAAAAUGCUAUUUUUUCUACUGUUUUUGAAUUAUUUUCUCAAUAUAGAUCCCUUAUGCCAAAUAACUUGACAAAAGUACUGUGAACUGUGAUUCUUCCAAUUGUAUUGAGAUUGUUCAAAGUCAUGGUGUGCUUUUGUCUGUCCUGAGAUGUGUGUGUACAUGCACUUCACUGGAAGCCAAGGUAUUGAUUAUUGAAAACACUUAACUCGAGAAUACGUAACUUUUGCUGAACAGUGGCCACUGUGGCUACAAGUGGUAAUUACAGCAUAAUGGCAUAUUAAAUUUAUGUUUAUCUGUGAUACGCUCAAACGUCAUAAACAGGAGCACAAUGUGAGAAGAACCAUAACAUCAGCUAAAUUAACUCAUUAAUAUCACCCAGCUGGAAAGAAUAGUUUGACGUUUUGGGAAAUUCGCUUUCUUGCCAGGAGUUAAAUGGAAACAUCAAUAUUGCUUUCACAUCCUUACGUUAAAAACAAGACUACAGCUAGCAGCCAGUUAGUAGGCUAUUACCUACGCUAGCUCUGUCCAGCCUAACAGCACCUCUAAAAUAUAUUUUUUUUCUUCUACAGAUUAAGGUUUGGUUUUGUGAUGUUAGAGUGGUUAAUUAAGUUACAUUUCGUGCAAUGGUGGAAGCUGUGGGGCUGAAAAUUGAAGCCAAAAAAAAAAAACUGCAGUGACUUGCCGCUACAUUCAGCCAGCUUUAGUCCACCCAUGCUCCACCUGUUGCCAAUUUUUUGAUUAGCCAGGAGACAGGCUUUGCCAAGAUGGCAACUUCCCACAUUAAGUAUUAUUUUUGCUCUUCCGAAACCUAUGGAUAAAGCAUAAAUGUACAGUUAAAGGCUUCAGGAGGCACAACUGCGCAAUUGGCAGACCAUUGCAGCCUCGUUGCCUUCCAGAAGAAAAAAAAAUCAGUCAUCUGAUUGGCCAAUAUCUUCUUCCUUGUGUGAUUGGUAAACAUGGCAUCAUUUUGUGUUUUUUUAAAACUAUGGAGGGGGAAAAUAACCCUUGUGCACCAAUGUGUGUGUGGACAACUCCAAACAAGCUAGCAAAGUAAGCCCCUACCCUCAGUUUCCACUCUUUAUGCUAGGCUAGGCUAAGCUAAGCUAACUUUCUCCUGGUUGUAGCUUGACAUUUGAACUUCAGAUAUGAAAGCGUUAUUCAUAUUCUCAUCACUCUGGGUAAAAUUGCAAAUGCAUUAUAUUUCUCUAAUUAUCAACUGCUGCUUCAAGUUUGCUAACAUUAGCUAACGUUAGCCUGCAUAAGCUAGUGGUCAUACCAGAGCAAAUAAAGCUUUAGUGACAAAACGCCCUGAGUGUAUUAAACUGAGCAAGGGUGUGUUUUGUUGCUUAUGAAUUACAUUUCUCAUGUUACUUAAAGAAUAAGCCAGGAGUUAAUUUAUUUUGA
Centropristis striata (black sea bass) is the source of this 4428-nucleotide messenger RNA. It is a transcript of the gene igf1, whose product is annotated as insulin-like growth factor 1. The record is from RefSeq and is a predicted model, not a curated record. Gene Ontology annotation, cellular component: extracellular region. NCBI's taxonomy places the organism in Eukaryota, Metazoa, Chordata, Actinopteri, Perciformes, Serranidae. Bases 357 to 914 code for a protein of 185 amino acids. Gene Ontology annotation, molecular function: growth factor activity; hormone activity. The transcript is spliced from 5 exons.